AUGACACCUCUCACACUACGACCACAUCUCUCGCGCUGUCUCACCCGCAGCUUCCACACCACGCGAUCCACCCGCUCAAAACUCGAUGUCGAUGCCCUUCUUUCAAAUCCAACCUGGUCCUUGGACACACUACUCCCUUCUGCCUCCUCCUCAUCCUCAGACACACCAACAAUAACCUCCAAACAACUACACCACCUCCUCCGCCUCUCCGCUCUCCCACCACCAAAAGAUGCCACCGCCGAGCAAAAAAUGCUACACUCUCUCCACUCACACCUGCACUUCGUCACACACAUCCGCAGUGUCGAUACCACUGGCAUCACGCCUCUGCAAAGUCUACGUGAUGAAACAAGCACGGCAAUCAAGGAUCAAGAGAUUGGUUUGGACCAACUGAAAGAUGCGUUGAGCAGGGAAGAGGUCAAAGGGAAAUACUACAAGAGAAUUAGAAGGAGGCAGGAAGCUGCUGAAGAGGGUGAAAGUGCGCAGAGUUGGGAUGUGCUUGGUCAGGCAACGAAGAAGGUGGGAAGGUAUUUUGUUGUCGAUGGCGGAAAGGAAGCAUAA
This is a messenger RNA of Aureobasidium namibiae CBS 147.97, 558 nucleotides long. RefSeq lists its product as uncharacterized. Gene Ontology annotation, molecular function: glutaminyl-tRNA synthase (glutamine-hydrolyzing) activity. Gene Ontology annotation, biological process: glutaminyl-tRNAGln biosynthesis via transamidation; regulation of translational fidelity. Lineage: Eukaryota; Fungi; Ascomycota; Dothideomycetes; Dothideales; Saccotheciaceae. The transcript has a single exon. The record is from RefSeq and is a predicted model, not a curated record. The coding region runs from base 1 to 558 and encodes 185 amino acids.